CACAUCGCCAUUUUCCGUGAACGGGCGCUUCUCCGCGGAGUAACUGGGUCACAAGACAGUCGGGAAAAUACUCGAAGCGAUCGUCACAGAAGCCGCCGAUCCGAGCUCGUGGAUCCGCCCGCCGCCAUCGCGUCUACCGAGAGCCAAUGAUCGUGUUCGGUUGGUCCGCUCGGAUGAAGCAUUGGAGCGCGGGCCCAGGCUGAGACGACACCGAUCACCAGUGAACCGACACCGGCAGCGACACCGCACAGAUGAAAAGAGGUCAGAAGGGAGGUGAUGAUGGGGAGGAGGACGGGUCAGUGUCGGGGCCGGAGUUCUGGAAGCGUCUGCGGCGGAGCGACUCUGAGGACGAGGACGAGGCGGUGGACUGGAGGCAGCUGCCCGAGGAGAUCCUGCUGCAGAUCUUCCAGUACCUGCCUCUGCUGGACCGAGCCUUCGCCUCGCAGGUGUGCCGCGGCUGGAACCAGACCUUCCACACACCUGAGCUCUGGAGGUGCUUCGAGUUCGAGCUCAACCAGCCCGCCAGCUCCUACCUGAAGGCCACGCACCCCGACCUCAUCAAGCAGAUCAUCCAACGCCACUCCAACCACCUGCAGUACGUCAGCUUCAAGGUGGACAGCAGCACUGAAUCUGCAGAAGCGGCGUGUGACAUCCUCUCUCAGCUCGUCAACUGCUCUCUGAAGACGCUCGGACUGAUCUCCACCGCACGACCCUCUUUCAUGGAGCUGCCCAAAUCUCACUUCAUCUCGGCGCUGACGGUGGUGUUCGUGAACUCAAAGUCUCUGUCGUCUCUGAAGAUCGACGACACACCGGUGGACGACCCGUCACUCAAAGUGCUGGUGGCCAACAACAGCGAGACGCUGAAGCUGCUGAAGAUGAGCAGCUGCCCACACGUGUCUCCAGCAGGGAUCCUGUGUGUGGCGGAUCAGUGUCACGGUCUGCGCGAGCUAGCGCUCAACUAUCACCUGCUGAGCGACGAGCUGCUGCUAGCGCUGUCGUCCGAGCGUCACGUUCACCUGGAGCACCUGCGCAUCGACGUGGUGAGCGAGAACCCGGGCCAGCAGUUCCACUCCAUCAAGAAGAGCAGCUGGGACGCCAUGGUGCGCCACUCGCCCAAGUUCAACCUGGUCAUGUACUUCUUCCUGUACGAGGACGAGUUCGGGCCCUUCUUCCGUGACGAGGUGCCCGUCACACACCUGUACUUCGGCCGCUCCGUCAGUAAGGAUGUUCUGGGCCGCGUGGGGCUGACCUGUCCUCGGCUGGUGGAGCUGGUGGUGUGUGCGAACGGCCUGAGACCGCUGGACGAGGAGCUGAUCCGGAUCGCAGAGCGCUGCAGACAGCUGUCGGCCAUCGGUUUGGGCGAGUGUGAGGUGUCCUGCAGCGCCUUCGUGGAGUUCGUCAAGAUGUGCGGCGUCCGGCUCACGCAGCUCUCCAUCAUGGAGGAGGUCCUGGUGCCAGACAGCACGUACGGGCCGGACGACAUCCACUGGGAGGUGUCCAAACACCUGGGCCGCGUCUGGUUCCCCGACAUGAUGCCCACCUGGUAGAGACACAGAAGACAUGGAGCGUUUACAGAUGCACUUCACACACUCGCUGUGUUUCUACUGGACAGAAGCAUCACAACACUCAGUUCUGUUUCCUCCUGAUGAUCAGAUCACACUCCUCUGCAUUAGUAGUGUUAACUGAAUGAUCCUGCUCACACACUGCAGCAGAAGAUAGAAAUAACCGACCUGCUGAUAAUACUAGUGUUCUGCUGGUUGAGUCCAGCGCUGUGUGUAGAUGUGUGUGUGGUUUUCACUCUCAGCAGCUUGUUGGUUCUUGAUCUCGAGUCAAAUCAGAUCAAGUUUUGAUUCUUUUAUGUUUGCUUUAGUUCAUUCCAGAUAGAAAUGACUUCAGAAGCACUAGGGCUGCACGAUAACUGACCUUUCUGCUCAAAAAUAUAAUCACAAUUAUUCUUAUUUUCUCUCAACAUUUUUUAAUUUAAUCAGAAUUGAAUCAGAAGUAAACACUAAUCAACAGUAAUCUAGGAGGUGUGUGCGCAUUGGGAAUCAACUAAAGCCAUUUAUUUUAUGAAAUCAUGAGUUGUGAAGCUGAACUCUUCUCCCAGCAUUCAGUUCUCCGUUGGGUUCGUCACGCAGAGAACACGUGAUCACACACACACACUUGUUUUAUGGUUUUAAUGGCAGGUGGUUGGGAAAUCGGUUUGUACAGCGUGUUUUUGGGCAUUAUUAGUUGGAUUGGUUUUCAUCAAACUGAAGUCCGUCAUCAUCUUCAUCACGCUGGCGUUCAGACGAGAUUUGCGUUCGGUUAACGUUGUUUAUUUCUGUUGGGAUGCAGUGAGCGCUUCGUUAUCAAGCAAUAUAUUACACACAUGGACACAGAUCCCAUUCAGAUCAUUUCCCUGCACUUUAUAUAGAAAUGUAUUUUAGAAAUGUAUAUAUGAGAUUAUCGGUUGUGUCAAUAUUUCUCCUGAUGAUUAAUAUUAUUAUAUUAUUUUCAUUGCAGUAAACGAAUAGUGAUCAUGUUCUUACAAGCAUUUAAUCGCUUGGCUUCGGUUUAAGGAUAGUUUUAUGUAUUUGACUGCAUUGAACUAUAUCCAUAAAGACAAAAACCAAUGUGGUGUAAAUGUUUUUGUUGUUUUGGAAUAAACUUUUGUGAAUGUAA
Molecule: messenger RNA, 2664 nt
Organism: Carassius auratus (goldfish)
Lineage: Eukaryota; Metazoa; Chordata; Actinopteri; Cypriniformes; Cyprinidae
Gene: fbxl3b
Product: F-box and leucine-rich repeat protein 3b
Exons: 5
Coding region: 252-1547 (431 amino acids)
Cellular component (GO): mitochondrion
Molecular function (GO): protein binding
Source: RefSeq, a predicted model, not a curated record